This is a messenger RNA of Anopheles merus, 2757 nucleotides long. RefSeq lists its product as uncharacterized. Gene Ontology annotation, cellular component: membrane. Gene Ontology annotation, biological process: potassium ion transmembrane transport; stabilization of membrane potential. The record is from RefSeq and is a predicted model, not a curated record. Gene Ontology annotation, molecular function: potassium ion leak channel activity. Lineage: Eukaryota; Metazoa; Arthropoda; Insecta; Diptera; Culicidae.
AUGGAUGCGUCUAGCAGUGGGAGUGCAGUGCCGGUGGUGGCCCGCAGGCGUCGCCGGGCAGCGAGACAGCUGCGUGAAUCGACGCCCGAUCCGGCCCGCGACGGAAGCGUCGGCAGCCAGUCGAACUCGUGCGACGAUCAGAGCGGGUCCGAGUCCCGCAGCCGCAGCACCGUGGAAAGCAGUCCAUCCUCCUCGAAGAAGAGCUUGAUCGAGCGGGCGAUCGAUUAUGGAAACUCGCAUCGGAAUAAAAUUCUGGCCCGCAAGGAGAAGAAGCUGUCCAGUGCGGUCGCACCGAGGAGUCGAUCGGUGCCGCGCGACGAGGGCGAUGUACCGAGCAGUCCGGAAAUAUUCUCACUACUCAGGCGGGCCAAGCGAAGUCUGUCGGGUGCACGCAAACCCAAAACGGACGACUCGAGCGAUGGUGGCCGCAUCUCCGACACGGAGGUACGCAAGCGGCGCGAACGCAUCGAACGCUUCCAGACCGAACGAUCGCGCGAAAGCUCGGAAGGCAAAGCGGCCAACCCGCUGCAAGCCAAUCUGCAACGCUUCAACGAAGAGCGGCGCAAAUUCGAGCUGGAAAAGUUGAAGUUCUUGCAGGAGAAGCGUGAGCUCGAUCGGAUGCGGCUGCGACGGUUCGAGAAGUACCGCGAAGAAAUGCUGGAAGAGCAAAGCCGCAAGCUGAAGGCAAAGCUGCAAGAAGAGCGUGCCAAGAGCAUCGAAGCUACUCCGAUGCCUCCGCUGGCACCAUCCGUUGCCCAUCGGGCUCGUACUCCAACACGACCGGCCGACAGUCUGUCGCCGACCGUUGCGAAGAAGAAGAUACUGAUCGUACCGAAGGCACGCUCAUCUAGCCGUUCGGCCUCGACAAGCGAAGAUGAGGGUCGUUUGUCGUCCGAUGAGGAGAAGAAGCAGACAGUUAGGCGUCGCUUUUCGCCGCGAAAGCCGAAGAGGACACGUUCUUCCAAGCUGGAGUCGAUGGUGAGACGCACCCAUCCGCGGACGGAUGGGAUCACUUCGCCCGAAUCGGAGCUACCGUCAGACUUUCAGCCGGAACAACCGGAGCCGGUGGUUCGGAAUGAUGCUCCGGAGGAGCCAAAACCAGAACCGGAAAGCGAUGCAAAAGAGGAGCAGCUGUUGCUUGUGGAGGAACCAAAGAAGCAACCGCUUGAGGAGGAAUCAAAACCUCAAGAAGUAAAGGAAACGGAUGAGAAGGAUAUUGAAGCAGGCAAAGAGCUUUCCCUUCAAGAAGACGGGCUUAAGAUACGGCAGCGACGCAGGUCACUCGUGCUGUACGUUGAGCAGCGGGAGAUCUUCAGCUGGCGACAGAUCACGCAAGAGUGGUACGACAUGUGGCAGGACUUCCUGGACGAUCAUCCGGAGGAGCUCGUCCGGAUGAAGGUGCAGGUGAACCACUGCCUGUUUUACUUCGCAGUGAUGGUAUUGCUGUGUGGCGUCGGUGGCAUCGCGUUCCGGUUGACCGAGGGUACGUUCGAGUCGCAGUACAAGUGUGGCGUGAAGCGCGUCAAGCGCGAGUUCAUCGAUCAGCUUUGGCUUUCCAGUCACAAUCAGAGGGAAGAGGACUGGAAGUUAUCGGCACGCAACCGGUUGCGCAAGUUUGAGGAGGAGCUCCAGAUCGCGUUCGAGGCGGGAAUGAAAACGUACAGCGGCAACACGGCCUGGAACUUUGUGAACGGCGUCAUCUACUCGCUUACGGUGGUGUCAACGAUUGGAUAUGGACAUAUUUCACCGUCUACGACGACCGGCAGGGCGCUGACGAUUCUAUACGCGAUCAUCGGCAUACCGAUCUUUCUGAUCGUGUUGGCCGACUUUGGCAAGCUCUUCACGAGGGGCAUCAAGUUCAUGUGGGCCUACGUGCGACGGUUGUACUAUACGGGCUCGGUUAAAAAGGUUCGCAAGACUGCACAAGUUCAGGAGGUAAUGAAGGGCCUCAAUGUCGUCUACGAUAUGGUCAGGCGACCGAGUGCCGAUAACGAACUGCAGGGAGCAACAACCACGACAACCGUGGCCGCCCAACAACCCAGCAAUCCACACCGCCCCAACCCCCAUCCCCGUGCCGGACACCCCAACUACCCCGUGCCCGAAACGUUCGAAAUCGACGACGAGUUCAAUCUGCCCAUCUCGGUCGCGAUCGUCAUACUGGUCGCGUACAUGCUGUUCGGGGCGCAGAUCUACUGUACGUGGGAAAACUGGAGCUUCUUCGAGGCGUUCUACUUUGUGUUCAUCUCGAUCUCGACGAUCGGGUUCGGCGAUUACGUGCCCCAGCACCCGAUCUACAUGAUGUGCAGCAUACUGUAUCUGAUCUUCGGCCUGGCGCUCACCUCCAUGUGCAUCAACGUGGUGCAGCUGAAGCUGAGCGACAGCUUCCGGCAGGCCAGUGCAAAGAUCGGCGCAACGAUUGGGCUGCAGAUGGCGGAAGCGGCCUCCCAGCAUCAGCACUCACCGGUGCACACACCGAUCGAGCUGGCCGCAGUACACACCUCCACCCCUACCAGUGCGGUGAACGUGAGCCUGAAGGACACACCGACCUUACCGGCCCGACCGUCCAGCUCCGUACCAAAGCCAGACAAGAAGGAGUAAUGCGGGAGAGCGGGUUAUCUGUUAUACGAAAACAGUACGCACAAGUACAAUGCACCAAGAAAUGGCACGAAACGGGAUGAGGGGGGGGGUGGAGUGUGGGGAGCGGGUAUGAUCGACGGAAGCGCUCUUAUUUAUAUUAGCUAGGACUAUAUAAACAAA